Messenger RNA from Solea senegalensis (Senegalese sole), 1771 nucleotides. It is a transcript of the gene il23r, whose product is annotated as interleukin 23 receptor. NCBI's taxonomy places the organism in Eukaryota, Metazoa, Chordata, Actinopteri, Pleuronectiformes, Soleidae. The record is from RefSeq and is a predicted model, not a curated record. Bases 93 to 1004 code for a protein of 303 amino acids. The transcript has 4 exons.
CUUGACUCUGUUGUUUUUCUCCAGUGGUGCUGCCUGGCUCUGGUUCCAGACACAUCUGGCUGGACUGUCCUGAAGGAGCUCUCUCUCUGCAAAUGACUGCAUCCACCUCAGCAGGAGAAAGUCAGCAUGGAAUCCGGGUCAACUCUCAGCCUGCAGACCCUACAGUUGGUGUGGUGAUCGAAGUUGUUGUCAUCAUAGCCCUCUUCAUAGCAAUCGUGGUAAACAUGAUGUGCUGGAGUUGCGUGAGGAAAAGGAUUAAACAAAAGUGUCUAUCUUGGGGACCUGCCUGGCUCGACGUGAUCUUACCAGAACUGGAGAACAGCAAUGCCAUCAGACUACUCCAGCAGAACAGCAGUGAACCCUGUGUCGCGUCCACCGACAGCGACCCUCUGCUGUCUCCUGUUAGUUUGAUUUCCUUGGAGGGGAGGGAAGACGUCUAUCCCGUCAUCCACGUUGAGACAUCGCAAACUGGACCGGGACAAACCACAGCACAGGCGCCUUCACUAGAGACGGACGUCGGGACGGUGCUUGUGGACAGCCAGCUGCAAGACAUCAGCUACAAACCCCAGAUUAGUGUGCUGGCCUCACAAGAAGAGACGGGGAAGGAGACAGAAGACGAGUCAAACAGUGUGGCAGCAGAUAGAGAGGAGGACACAACUUCAAGUGUAUUUGAGGGAUUACUUGGAGGCUUGCUGUCUAGUGUGGAAGUGGAUUGCUCUGUUUCACACCUGCAGGCUCUCAGCUCUGUUGGUGACCCUUUGUGGCCUAAAGCUCCUGAAACAUCAGGUGCGCCGCACAGAUACUUCCAGGCGGGGACGAGGGGGGCGGAGUGUGAGGUUGAGGUGAACUGUGCCUCUGUGGAGUUACAGCAGGGGGACAUAAUGACACCUGACAUUGCAGACACAUGUCCGUCAACGUGUACGGUAGCGACUUUGCUGACUAAUGGUUACUUCCCCCAGCUAGCUGCUGUCAGCUGCACUUCAUUCAACGCCACACAGAACUAGCUGGAGCCGUGGAAAUGACUGAAUGAAUGAAGAAUAUGCACUAAACUGACUCAAGAAAGCAUUACUCAAGCACCACCUCAGUAACAGUACAACACAGGAAAAUAAUGAUUCCAAUGGUCUGUAUCCUCCACAUGAGGGUCGCGGCCCGGGGGAGCUGUCAUGGGGCGAAAGGUGAGGUCACACCCUGGACAGAUCGCCGGUCAUCACAGGGCCAUAAAUGAUAAUACAAACUGAUAAUUAAAGGUCCAGUGUGUAAUAAUUACUGACAUCUGAUGGGGAGACUGCAAAGUGCAACAAAUGGAGGACUCAUUAGUUCACCCCUCACUUUUCCAAGUCCAUCAGGGAACAAAAGUGGCCUUCACAUGUCCAUUCUUCCACUCUCUCCACCAGACAUUCUUUUUUCAUUUGCAUCGGACGCGUUUCUGUCAGCCUGAUUUUAUGCACAGUUUCAAUUUACAAUUAUACUGUAUAUAUACAUAUAUAUGUAUAUAUAUAAGGUGAAACCUGAAAUUGUCUUCAGACUUGCUGCAGCAGUAGCCUGAUGGCACAUGGUGGGCUCUUUAAUUCAAAUUACUUAACUCUAUAAGGCACAAAAGGCGAGAUGCUUUUUAUUGUAAAGAAAGAAUACACUUAUAAAAACAUACUUCUGGGCACUUAUUCUAUUGUUGUCAUUAAACCCUUGCUAAAUGUCGCACUGGACCUUUAAGUUUGAUUGAAAGCAUGUGUAGCAAUCUCACUGUAUGUUUAAUAAAGAUAUGCUGCGUUGA